This is a messenger RNA of Cephus cinctus (wheat stem sawfly), 2893 nucleotides long. Its product is annotated as prolyl 3-hydroxylase 2. Gene Ontology annotation, biological process: collagen metabolic process. Gene Ontology annotation, molecular function: L-ascorbic acid binding; oxidoreductase activity, acting on paired donors, with incorporation or reduction of molecular oxygen; protein binding. Lineage: Eukaryota; Metazoa; Arthropoda; Insecta; Hymenoptera; Cephidae. The transcript is spliced from 10 exons. The record is from RefSeq and is a predicted model, not a curated record. The coding region runs from base 61 to 2307 and encodes 748 amino acids.
GGCAGUGUCGGCAGUGUCGGCAGUAAAGUCGUAACGGCCGUUCGAGCACGUAGGCCAAGAAUGCAUCGCCUUCUCCCAGUUCUUCUCAUAGGAGCAUUAUUCUGCACGGCGAGUGAUCUGGACAAUGAAAUAAUCUCCGAGAAGGAGAACGCAGAGAGGCCAGAAGAAUCACCAUUCGAUAUAAGUAGGAAUUCAACGAUAGCAGAGAUCUUCGAUAAUGCAGUCAAAGCUUAUCUUGACGAAGACUGGGAUGAAUGUAUUAUUGGCUUCGAAACAGCGCUUGACAGAUACAAAAAGUACAGAGCACAAGUGAUAAAGUGCCGGCAAAAAUGUAAAGAGGAAGCCAGAGGUUCAGCGCCAUUAUUUCCCGAGAAUAUAGAGGAUUUGCAUUUCUAUGAGAAAAAGAUAAGAGAGACUCUCUGUCUAUUGAUAUGUAAUCAAGAUUAUCGCGAUGUUGCUGGUUCCGUAGCUCUGAAGCGACUGCCCUUUCAUACUGAGAAGAAAUUUGUGGAACGACGUCCUUACGAGUAUCUUCACAUCUGUUACUAUCAGAAAAAUCGAUACCAAGCAGCCGCCAAUGCUAUCUAUACCUUCUUGGUGAUCCAUUCUAGUCAUGAAAUGAGUAUAAAAAAUUUACGUUACUACCUAACAUUGCCGGAGGUUAAAGAAAAUGACGUGAUAAAUCUGGAAAAUGAGCCUCAUAUAGAAAUGUAUAUAAAGGGUAUGAUGGCCUAUGACACGGAAGAUUAUACGGAAGCAGUUGGACUUUUUGAAAAUUCUUUGAGGGCCUACAUCAAAUCUGAAGAAGACUGUAGAAUCUACUGCGAAGGUCCCUUCGAUCAAGGAUGGCAUCCUGAGUUCACGUCAUCCGUUUCCAAUCAUUUCGCUUAUUGUCUAAAGUGCAAGCGAGGCUGCUCCAUUGCACUGAAUAAUCUUAAUGGAAAUUAUCAUAAUGAUCUUCUGGCCAACCACUAUCAUUAUUUGCAAUUUGCUUAUUAUAAACUUGGGAACUUGAAGGAAGCCUGCGCUGCCGUUGAAAGUUAUCUUUUAUUUAUUCCGGCGGAUGAGACGAUGCUCCAGAAUCGGGAUUAUUAUUCUGCUCUGCCAAAAGUGGAGAAGGAUGACUUCAAGCCGAGAGAAGAAGCACUGGAGUACGUGAAACGUCAAGAAUAUGAAUUGCGACUGCUGCAAUUCAUUGCACAGGAAUUUGAGGUACUGGAAGCGAAAUUCGACAUUUCCGGUACGAAGUGGAGAUCGAAGAAAUCAAAGAAGAAAGCCGAAUCAACAGUAGACACUGAAAUGUCUCAGAAUACCAGUUACUUAAGCAGUAUUCAUUCACCACCGGGGCAGUCACGAUCGACGAUGCUCCUCUUGACGAACAGGACGAGGAUGACGAACGAGGAGAAUCAGCAGGAACGGAAAGAGCGCAAAAGCCGUGCUGCAAAACAGUUGAAGGCCAUCAGUGGGAUUCGAAUUGUCGCUGGAGAAGAGGAACUUGGUGGAAAGUUACGUUACGUCGCUGACGGUUUCCUUAACAAAACGGAAUGCAAUCUUUUGCUGCAGCUCGCUCAGAUCGGCGCCGUGGAAGGUGACGGCUAUGAGGAAAAUAAGAGUCCGCACUCGAAAUUCGAAGUGUUCGAGGGUGUGACACUUGGCAGGGCGGCCUUGAUGGUGUAUUUCGGCCUGGUCGAACCCGAAUUACUGGAUCUUGUUUUAAGAUCAACAGAAGCUGCCAGAGAUCACUUAGAAAGGUACCUCCAUCUUGAUCAGCAACUGCACUUCACUUACACUCAUUUAGUCUGUCGAUCGGCUCUCCUUGAUACUUCAUCAGACCGUGAACGCCUGAGCCACGCCAUCCACGCGGACAACUGCCUCCUGGACGAUCAGAACAAUUGUAUCCGGAAAAGUCCAGCUUACACUUGGAGGGACUAUUCGGCCAUCCUCUACCUAAACGAUGACUUCAGUGGCGGCGAAUUUAUUUUCGCCAAGACCCAGACGAUGGAGAGCAUCCAGAGUACAGUUCAACCCAGGUGCGGCAGGAUGGUCGGAUUCUCGGCCGAUGGAAAUAAUCUCCACGGUGUCCGUGGCAUUCUAAGAGGCAAAAGAUGCGCCCUGGCCCUCUGGUUCACCCACGACGAGGCUCAUGUUGAAACGGAAAGAGUCCUGGCGCGCGCCGUUCUCAGGCGCGUUAGGAAUUCUGGAUCGGUGACGCGAGACGAUGACUUUGACAUUCCCAUCAGGCACGAGGAUAUGUUAAUAGAGCGUUUCCGGGAGGACAAGACACUUCGUCACUUGCUUAAGAACUGAGUUAUUUUUCGAAAUACUAUUUUUCCAGAAACGCACGCAUUGGCCAGCUUUAACGUAAUUGAGUGCUUUCUUUUUCCUUUUUUAACGUACCGCUUCUGACGUACAAAAUGGUGCUGGUCGCCGGAUAUACGUUCCUCACGGAAAACAUCCCUUUUUAGGAUCGUUCCUUAGUCACGUAACCACGUACCUGUUUGGUGAUACUGCUUCAUGGAAAAAAUCAUUAUCAAAGAACGAGGUUGAAAACAAUCCACGUACGAUAAUGACAUCGACGAUUGCAAAUCGCCACUUAAAAGCAUUGCCGUUCGCGAAAUUAUGACUCGAAGUUUUAUAUAAAAUAUCCUAAAUUUUUAUUAGCACAUAGAUAAUACAUGCCAACGAAUCGUUAACACAAUCUCCUCGAUAACACGUGUAUAAUGUAUUACUUCAUUCGUAUUUAUAUUAUAUAUAAUAGUUAUGUAUAUACACAUAGUUUUUACAUGCAUGGUGCAUCGCAUCGUUCGAAUAUCCAUCUGGGAUAAAAAUGCUUGUAAGAGAAUAAGUAACACGAGAAGAGAAUAAAAUUAACACAAAUAUUAAUGCAUGAGAA